CCCCCCCGCGGCGGUGUAGACUCCGUGGAGCUGCAGCGGGGCUGGGGCGCUCCCCUCCAGGUUGGGGAGCCGGGGGGUCAGGGCCCCCGUGGUCGGAGGUGCAGGGCCUGUCAGCUGGGCCCUAGGGCGGCCAACUCCACGGCUGAGUCAACACGCAGGCCUCCUGGGACAUGCCAUUCCCACCCCGCACGGGGGCCACGCCCAGGAACACACACAGGCCCGGAACCCCAGCUCCCACCAGCCUCCCAGCGGAAACCUCCCAACGUGUGGCCAUCCCGUUGCCCAGGACAGACCCGAGCUCAUCAGUCCCCAGGACGUUCAGUGUGCCCCCAAGGACACAGCCGGUGCCCAACCCCGUGGCCUACUUCCUGCACCAGUCCCCAUGGUGGGUCCAUCGUGGGGAGACGCUCGGCAACCACUUCGUGGAGCUCGUGGUGCCUUUCUUCAUCUUCCUGGGCCGGCGGAUGUGCGUCCUGCAUGGGGCCUUACAGAUCCUGUUCCAGGUGAUCCUUAUCAUCAGCGGGAACCUGAGCUUCCUCAACUGGCUGACCAUGGUGCCCAGCGUGGCCUGUUUCGAUGAUGCAACUCUGGGGUUCUUGUUUCCCUCUGGGCCUGGUGGCCUGAAGUACCGAGUCCUGAAGAUGCAGGAGGAGGCUGCCCGAGGGGCCCUAGCCCCCCUGAGAUACGCAUCACCAAGGAGCGCACGGAGGUCAUCCUACAGGGCACGGCUGCCCCCAACGCCAGCUCGCCCGAUGCCGUGUGGGAGGACUAUGAGUUCAAGUGCAAGCCGGGGGACCCAGGGCGGCGGCCAUGCCUCAUCUCCCCCUACCACUACCGCCUGGACUGGCUCAUGUGGUUCGCAGCCUUCCAGACCUACGAGCACAACGAGUGGAUCAUCCACCUGGCAGGCAAGCUCCUGGCCAACGAUGCCUCAGCUCUGUCCCUACUGGCCGUCAACCCUUUCGAGGGCAGGGCGCCCCCCAGGUGGCUGCGGGGAGAGCACUACAGGUACAAGUUCAGCCGCCCUGGGGGCCCACACGCCGCCGCAGGCAAGUGGUGGCUCCGGAAGAGGAUCGGCCCCUACUUCCCCCCCGUCAGCCUCCGGGACCUGGAGGACUACUUCCGCUCCCGGGAGUGGCCGCACCCGGCCGUGGAUGUGGACUAGAGCCGCCCAGGCACCGACGAAUAAAGCCGGGCCUGGCCGCGUGAGUGGAGUCUCGUGGGCCGGGCAGCGCCACCCACUGUCCUGGAAGCGCCCUGGGGGGCGGUGGGUCCCUGGGAGCAACUCUCCUGGCCUCUCCAGGCAGCCCCGGGCACCAGGGGCAGCUAAAGCCCCGCGUGCCUGGCACGGCUACGAGGAAGCUGCCAGUCCCUGCCGGUGCCCCCACGUCCGGCGGGCCCCGCCCUCCUCCCUGCCCGCAGCCGCCUCAGGACCUUCGUGCCGCCCCGAGGCCCAGUGCCCAGACGCGGGCACAGAAGCCCUUUGUUCCUGCCUGGGCGGGGCUCCUCCCCUGCUCUGCGGCCCCGCCCCCCCAGCCUCACACCCCGGGGUGCAGCCAGGGCUGGGGUGCCCACAGUGGCCAUUCCGAGGCCCCGCGGGCACAAGUGAAGCUAAUUACCCUCGCCUGGCGGCCUCUGCCCUGUGAGCUGGGGUGGCCCCAGGGCCCUACCGCCUGAACUUCGCGGAGAACAAACAACUCCCGCCCAGGGAGAGGUCUCCCUGCUGAAGCGACAGCCAAGCACCGGGUGGCAUGGCCCCCCCCGGCCCUGGGCAGCCCCCCCUUCUCAGCCGGGCAGCAGCAGGCGCCCCUCCCUCUCCCCCACUGUCCGGAGGGCCGGGCUGCAGCAGGGAGGGUCCCGGCGGGAACGAGGUGGGCACAGUGCGGGUCUGUGUGGGGCCAGCGGUCCAGGUGCCGACAGAGGGGCCGUGUUCCUGCUCGCAGGCAAACAGCCUCCCUGUGUCUGUCAGCACAGACCCGGCCUCAGAGCAGAGCCUGGAGCCAGCAAGUCUGCCCGCGGCAGCCACACGGAGCUGACCACCGGCCCGCUGUGGCCUGGGCAGCCCUGCCCGGGGGGCUGUCCUAGGAGUCCUGCCAACGGGUGGGGGCCCCGAGGACCGAAGAAGCCAGUGCCUUGGCUUGGGUGCCACCCCCCAGGACCACAGCAGGGCCCUGCCACCCCUCCUGCUGUACCCAGAACCCCUGCCCGGUGGCUCCUCCCUGGGCCCUCAGGCCAGCUGUGCCCCCCAGGCCCCCCACGACCCUUGAGAGCCACACAAUGCUCAGGCCUUGGGGCACAUGGGGACACUUCAGGGGACCCCAGGUCCAGGCACUGGGCCCUCUGACCAAAGACCCCCUCCCAGAUCUACUCCCACAGCCUCCACCUGCGAGUCCGCAGACAGCUUCAGAGCCAACCCCGAGGCCCGCGGCCUCCUGAGACUGCAUCCCUCCUCCACCCAAAGCCCUCCGUGGCUCCCCUGCCUCACCGAGCACACGCUGGGGUCACCAUGUCCCCCCUCCAGCACCUGCUGCGCCGACACCCACAAGCCCGCACCCCCUCAGGGCCCGCAGCACCAACACAGGCCUGCAUGAAACGCCUGAAGAAGGGCCCGAACUCCGCAUCUGCCCUGCCCGCCACUGCCCUCUCUCGGCACCUGCCGUUUCCUGCUUGACACGGGAGACACUUCAGGAUCUGGGGAUGCAGGGACACAGGACGUCAGCCUCCCUCCCGCGGCCCUCUGGGGCUGGGGACGCUGCACGGCUGUGUCCAGGCGGCCGGGGCCAUUCGCCCCUCCUCGCUCUGCCCCACCGAGUCCUCUCCCUGGGGAGCAGGGUCUGCUGGGUGAGGUCCUCCCAGGCGGCCAGAAACCUGCGGCAGAAGCCAGGCGGGUCAGGCUUAAGUCGACAUGCUGGCAAUGCUGCCCUCAGCUCCUGAACCCAAUGGCGGGGGCACAGCCCACAUGCGCCAGCCUUGGCUGGACCGUGGGGCAUGGGCAUCUUCUCGUUUGCUGAGAGGGUCCUCACUCAGAUCAGAGACCCGCAGGGCAGCUGCUGUGCCCCCCUCCCCCUGGGGCUCCCGGGACGGCCCUGUGCCCCGUAGUCCCAGGCUGCUGCGGGGUGAAUUCAAGAAUGUUACAGGUUGCUACAAGUGGCGCAGGUGGGACUACUCCCGCCCUCCACCGCAUGUUCCUGUAACUUCCAGAACUCUCCCCGUCUCUGGGGCGAUGGCUCUUUCCAUUCCUGAUGCUUACUCUGGGCUUUUCUUUCUUCUCUCCUCGUCAAUCUCAAAGCACCGACACUGGGUUUUCUAGGCAGCUUUCCUGUUCGCAGCUCACAGAUGCACAUGCUUCCUUCACAGUCCAGGUGGAGCUCUUUACCAUCUUGGCCUGAAAACUUCCAUUUCUUUCUCUUCCUCCUCCUGAUCUCAUAAGGAAUGCAGCUGAAGAGCUCCAGUUGCGCCUACACUCUGCCAGAUGCUGUGAUCCUUGCCUGUGAAUUCUAGAAAUGUUGAUUUCCCCUUUAGCUCAUCAAAACAGAGGUGGGGAUUUUAAUUUCCAGAUGAAUGGAUUUGGGCCUACCUUUCGUUUAUCUUCAGUUUUAUUGCAUGCUUUGCCACCCCCACGUGUCCUGAGGAUUGACGUCCCUUUUAGAAGCAAACAGUCUCCUGGGAAGGACAGCCUCUCCAGCCCUGAGGCAGCUGCUUGUCCUUCUCUGCUGAGAAGUUCCCUGGGUCCAUUCCCCAUGCUGACCUCUCUGCCCUGUAUCCACACAGUAUAAAGAUGCUUUCACUCUCAGGGAUGCGGUUUCAAAGCCACUGAGUAAAGUGGAGCUGACGUAUCAGCCAAUCAACCUUUAAACUCCUGACGUAAUUGAUGAAACUAACAAGCCUCUAUCUAGCUUGACUGACAGAGAAAGAAAAUGCAAAUAACUAAAGUCAAAAUAAAGUGGAGGCAUUACUUUUUAUGGAAAUAAAAAGGAUUACAAUAGUACUAUGA
Molecule: messenger RNA, 3994 nt
Organism: Canis lupus familiaris (dog)
Lineage: Eukaryota; Metazoa; Chordata; Mammalia; Carnivora; Canidae
Gene: LMF1
Product: lipase maturation factor 1
Exons: 6
Coding region: 171-1646 (491 amino acids)
Biological process (GO): protein maturation
Cellular component (GO): endoplasmic reticulum membrane
Source: RefSeq, a predicted model, not a curated record